Messenger RNA from Onthophagus taurus, 1511 nucleotides. NCBI's taxonomy places the organism in Eukaryota, Metazoa, Arthropoda, Insecta, Coleoptera, Scarabaeidae. The record is from RefSeq and is a predicted model, not a curated record.
AGAUACCGCUCAUUGAUAAAUAAAUUCCUCUAUUUAAUUGAUAUGUUAUGUAUACUUAUAGUUUUGAAACAAUUUUGAUAAUCUCGCAUUGUAAUGUUAUUUGUCAUUUCGACCAGUUUAUUUCUGCGUUUAAAACGAUUCGGUACAAUUUUUCCAUUUAUUAAAUUAUGACGAAGAAAAUGAAGCAAGAUCAAGACGAAGAUUUAAUAAUCGCAACAGAUGAUAUCCGAGUUACAACGGUAAAGAAAACAUAUUAUUUUCAAGAUAUAAUAAAUCUAUCUAACGUUAAUGAGCUACCAAACUUUACUACUUCCUCACUAAAUUGUUUAAAAUAUUGUAACAUACACCUGAAUAUUUCACCCAGUAAAGGAUUAUUAUCUCAUCAAUAUAAAUCAAUGAGGAAGAACAUCUUCAAAGUAAUAGAAAAUAAUAGAAACGAGGAAGACUGUCAAGAUCUAUCAGAAGCAGAUGGUGAUUUUUAUAAGGACAUCUUAAUAAAUUCUACAUUCUUUAAAACAUUGCUAAAAAAACGUAAAAAUUAUCCAUUAGAGACGCAAAAUGUUACGUCAAUAACGGGUAGAAUAAUGAGAUGGGACGAUUUAGAAACUCCAGCUAAGUUCACACAACCAGUUAAAAAUCAAUCAAUCAACCCUCAACAUCAAUCAUUGGCAAACAACCUGUUAGAAAUAAAAGUUAAAAAGACGGGAUCUUAUCGAAAUAACUCAAAAGUACUUACAUACUAUACACAAUCGCCAAAAAAUCGCGGAAUCUUGCUUUUGGUUAAUAACAUUGACUUUAGAGAGAAAAGAAGGAUAAGAAAUGGCGCUAUCGUUGAUCAAGCAAAUAUUGUAGAACUUUUUACACAACUCGGUUUCGUUAUUGUUGAAGAAAAAAAUAAAACGAAAUCAGAAAUGCAAGAAAUCGUACAAUCGUUCGCUUCUAAUCCAGAUUUAUAUAAAUACGAUAUGUGUAUCACUAUUGUUAUGAGUCAUGGUGGAAAAAUAAAUGGACAAACUGUGAUCGAAAGUAUUGAUGAAAAAAAUUUAAGUACCAAAUGGAUUGUAGAACAAUUUUAUGGAUAUAAUUGCAAAGGGAUGAUUGAUAAACCGAAAAUUUUUAUCUUUCAAUGCUGUAGGAAUCCUAUCAACGUCGACAAGGAUUCAUACAACGACUCAUAUUCAGUUCAACGACGACGAGAAAUAGAAGACAUAUUAAUAUGUUAUAGUACUAUAGAGGAUUUUAGUGCUUAUCGAGAUCCAAGAUUAGGCUCAUGGUACAUCACAGAUCUAUGCCAAGUAUUUAUGGAGCAUGCCCAUGACACCGACAUAGAGCGUCUUUUAAAAAUGGUCGAUCAGAAAUUACGUGAUCGAAAUCACAAAGAUAUUUGGCAAACCAGCAACUAUGAAAGCUUAGGUUUUAAACUUUGCUAUUUAAAUCCUUGUUGAUUUUUAUUUCUUCAUAUUAAUUUAUUUUUCUUUUUUAUUUUAAUAAAUAAAUUAUUAUAUUUUUAC